Molecule: messenger RNA, 1352 nt
Organism: Linum trigynum
Lineage: Eukaryota; Viridiplantae; Streptophyta; Magnoliopsida; Malpighiales; Linaceae
Source: the annotation of a GenBank genome assembly
ACUCCAAUAUCUCUUCAUUCAUUCAAACUGAGUCAUGGCUGCGUCUAAUCAACAUGUGACUUCUCUGAGGUUGUCCCAAGCUGCCAUUUUCAAUGGCAAAGGCUUUGAGGACGCAGCUGGCUAUGCUCGCUAUCUCCUUCAGUUCCAAAACCAUCCACUACAUUCUUCCAUCACUCUCGAUCCCUCAAAGUUCAACAAGUAUGGGAUGGAUAUCCCUCGCUUGAUCAAUACCAUAGGCUGGGGUAACAUUCUUCCCAAUCGAAACUUUGGGUUCCGACCUAAGGCUGUGCGCAUGUUUUAUGCAAACAUGAAGCCAUGCCUUCACAUCUCUCCACCCUGUUUCACUACUAUAGUGUAUAAUUAUCUGAUAACUAUCAAUGUGGAGCUGCUGUCGUUAUUACUGGGCAUUCCUAUCUCUGGAGCAGAAGUCAUGAAUAAGCUCGACUUUCAUUCUGUUGAGUUCAUUGAGGGAGAUGCCUUGCGACUGUAUACUCGUGAUACAGGUCGUUAUUAUCCCUCUGAAUUUCAUUCUGGGAGAUUUCCUGAUGAUCUCAAAGUUAUGCACUUUUACAUAACUCGACUGUUCUUACCUCGCUCCUUUGGACUCAAUACCAUUUAUCCUUCUGACUUAUGGAUUCUCGCUAGUGCCAAGGAGAAUCGGGUUGUAAGUUAUCCUCACUUGAUGUUCGACCAUAUGUUGAACUAUCAUGCUGAUAACUUUGAGGCAGAGCUUCCUUUUGCUCCACAGAUCACUCAGAUCUUGUUGGCAUUGGGAAUUGACUUAAGGUUCAAAGUCGCUCGCGUGGACAUGCUGAGUUCUCUUCGUGCUCAGUUCAUUCUGCGCAAAGUCGAUGCUUUUGUUGGUCGUCGAUGCCCUCUGGUCAAUGCUCUAGGGGGAGAAACAGCUGCCCAUGCAUUUCCUGAGGAUGGUCUCAGUCUUGCUGAGCUGGAUGGGGAUGAAGCAGUGGAAGAACCAAAAAUAUCUAUCAGAGAUAAUGGCAAGCGACCUAUGGUGGAUCCUUUGGAGGCUGUUCAAGCCAUGUUUAGACAGGAGGAGGCAAGCAGCGGCAGGAAUCAGAUGAUGGAGGAUGAUGAUGCUAUUUCUGAUUAUGUGCCAUCACCCAAAUUUGAUUUCUAGGGGAGUACUGAUAUCAGGGGGAGCACCUAUACUUGCUUGUUAGGGGAGUACUGAUCUUGGGGGAGUCUAAUAGUAAUAAGUUCGUUUUAGCAUCUGUGUGUGUUUGAAGGUCAAUAAAGCUCUGUCUAAGCUCGUGUCUAUGUUUCUAUUGAAGACAAUGUGUCUAAUAUUAUGAGUUUCGAAUCCGAUGUCUAAAUAACAGUUUUCUUGUUCA